This is a messenger RNA of Apiotrichum porosum, 714 nucleotides long. RefSeq lists its product as uncharacterized. The record is from RefSeq and is a predicted model, not a curated record. The coding region runs from base 1 to 714 and encodes 237 amino acids. NCBI's taxonomy places the organism in Eukaryota, Fungi, Basidiomycota, Tremellomycetes, Trichosporonales, Trichosporonaceae. The transcript has 3 exons.
AUGUCCUGGCUGGCCGGCCAAGUGACGCACGCAUGUUCGGGCCGUUCGAGCUCGACACAAAAGCGCUCGUCGUCGUCGUUCUUCCCUCCUCCCUCCAACAACAACAUCGCCACCUACCAUGCACAACGCUACGACUCGUGCUUCAACCUCUGGUUUGAGGGAUACCUCCAGCCGGCGCUGGACGCCGCGUCGCUCGCGCAGCGCGGUGCGCUGCCGCACGUCUCGUCGCUCGACGCCAUGCCGGACCCCGCACCGCCGACGCCGCCGCCCCCACCCCCUGCCUCGGCCUCGGCAUCAACACCACCCGCCCAGUCGUCGUCGUCGUCGUCGUCGUCUGCGCGCCGCCACUCGCUGAUCACGUCGUGGGCCAACGCGUCCGUCUUCCGCCGCCGUCCGGCGCCAGCGGCACACGCCGCGGGCCACGUGGUUGCCGCAGACGACAUGGUGUCGGCGACGCAUGUGCAUGUCGACGAGGGCGAGCUGGAGCCCCUGGACACGACGGACAUGACACCCAGCCAGGCCAAGGCGGCAGAGUACGAGCGGCAGUGCGGCAAGGUGUGGAAGGAGUACCAGGCGUGCUUGAAAAAAGCAAUCUCUGCCAACCCCAACCUCACCACGCUGCUGGAACAGGCCCGCGACGACCACCCACUGCACACGAUGGACGGACUGGAGGGCACCGCGUGGGACCCAGCAAACAAGGGCAGCACCGACUAG